AUGAUCCCAAUAAUAAAUCCAGUUACUAAUGGAGCUACUAAUCAAGCAUCAAGAUUAACGCAUGAUUUAAGUAGAACUAUCAUACCUGAUGCGACCACGACGGUUCCUGCCAUUGGAACGACAACAAGUUCUACUGGCCUACACACAUCUAGUAUCAAUAUGCAGCUCGCACCUCUUGUCAGUGGAACUACAACUAGUUCUGCUGGCCUACAUACAUCUAGUACCAAUAUACCUAGUACAAAUAUGCAGUCCGUACCUUUUGCGCCUAACGCUUGGUUACGUGAUGGAUCACCGAUUCAAGUUAAAGUUCCUCAUGCCAAAUACCGUACCACAACUUUUGCUACACCUAUGAUGACUAAUGAGCGGUCAGUCAGUAUUAAAAAACGAGUUCAUGGAGGUAUGCCACCAGAUCCAGACCCGGAUGAAGGAAUCGAAUAUUAA
Molecule: messenger RNA, 441 nt
Organism: Racocetra persica
Lineage: Eukaryota; Fungi; Glomeromycota; Glomeromycetes; Diversisporales; Gigasporaceae
Source: the annotation of a GenBank genome assembly